AUGGCUCAGCGCCAGGGCACUCAUGUGCCUGCUGUGCGUGCUGCUUCAGAGAAGAAUCUCGGCAUCACGCAACGCUCAGCUUCGAUUAACUUCUCCUGGACUGGUGACAUCAGAAAGCGCUAUACCGACUUCCUUGUUUAUGAAAUCCGCAAGGAUGGCACAACCGUUCACCUCCGCGAGUAUGAGGAGCAGCAGCCAUCGGUACCCAAGCCUGCACCAGCCAAACCUACACCAGACACUGUCGCUCCUUCCACUGAGCCCGGAAUCGAAAUCGAGCCUGUUUCCGAUGAAGACAGGAAAAGGCUGGUCGACUUGAUUGGUGAGUCGGCCACUGAGAAGCUGAUCAAGCUCGAUGAAGCUGUUCAGGCGAAGCAGACCAUUUCCGCUGGAGAGCGGACUGUGGUUUUCGACCCCAUCACCGAUCGCGCCCAGCGCGCUAGCCUUCACCAAGAGAUCCGCCGUAUCUUCGACAAUCGCAUCGAGACACUCGCCAAUAACACUGGCGUCAUCACCGCUACCCCUUCAAAGUGGUCAAAGAACAACCGGGUGGGUGGACAUGGGCCCCGCGCCAAUAACAGCAACAACAGCCGCUCACGGGAUCAGAGCAAGAGCUUUACUCAGCUGGGCGGCGAGUAUCUCCACUUCACCAUGUACAAGGAGAACAAGGAUACCAUGGACGCAGUGAACACCAUUGCCCGUCUACUCAAGGUGAAGGCCACCAACUUUGGCUUCGCUGGAACCAAGGAUCGUCGCGCUGGUACAGUUCAACGCAUCAGCGUACACCGCCAGCGAGCCUCGAACUUGAUUUGGCUCAACACACGCCUGCCCAACAUUAAGGUUGGUGAUUUCUCUCAUUCCAAGGAGCCUCUCCAGUUGGGUCAGCACGGCGGCAACGAGUUCGUAAUCACGCUCAAGAAUUGCAAACCGCUCGGAGGCGCGGGAUGCUCUGUCGACCAGCGCGUCAGGAAGUUGCGAGAAGCAGUUGAGUUUGGUCUGGCCUACCUCCAGCGCCAUGGCUACAUCAACUAUUACGGCCUCCAACGUUUCGGUACCUAUGCGAUCGGUACCCACCUCCUGGGCAUGAAGGUGCUAAAGGAGGAUUACGAGGGUGUGCUUGACGACAUCCUCCAUGUCGAGGACCACUUCUUGCAUGAGGCGUUCGACCUUGAAGAGCAAGAACCCGCCCACACCAACGACUUCCACAAUAGCCGCGAUGAUUACAAUCGUGCGAAGGCCAUCACCAUCUGGAAGACUACCCGGAACGCCGAGAAGGCAUUGGCCAUCCUUCCGAAGCGGUUCAGCUCGGAGGCCGCCAUCAUCCGCCAUCUUGGCAAGAACUCGAAGGAUUUCAUGGGCGCCCUUCUGAGCAUUACUCGUGGUAUGCGCAUGAUGUACAUCCACGCCUAUCAAUCCUACGUCUGGAAUCACAUGGCCAGCAAGCGAUGGGCCAUGUACGGGCCUACAGUCGUCGAAGGGGAUCUGGUAUUGGUCAGCAAUGACCAGUCGCCUGCUGAUGCCGAUUCCGAGGACAACGAAAACUUUUACGCUCAAGCCCGUGCCCUCACACAAGAAGACAUCGCAAGCGGAAAAUACACCAUUUUCGACGUUGUCCUACCUACACCUGGCUACGACGUGAUCUACCCGCGGAACGAGAUUGGCAAGGCAUAUGUUGACUUCAUGAAGAAGACAGAAAACGGUGGCUUGGAUCCGUACGACAUGCGUCGCCGCCAAAAGGAGUUCAGCCUUAGCGGCAACUAUCGUCAUCUGUUGGGCCGGUUUAUCGGCGAACCCCAAUACGCUAUCCGCGUCUACAACGAUGACACAGAACAGAUGUAUCCUACGGACCUGGACUUCUGCAAUGCGGCCAAUGCAAAGAAGAAGGCCGCCACGGCCAAGGCCCGCACAUCUCCGCCUCUCCUUGCGAAUUGGGCGCACUUCACCAACAACACUGCCCAGUAUGACCAGGCAAUUACCAAUGAACGUCGCCGCAAGGCCUCCCAGUCACCGGAGUCUGAUAGAGUGGUCGUAGCCAGAGAAACUUGGAUCCAGACCGGGCUUGACGGCAGUGACAAGCGCGUUAAGAUCGCGCGUCACACGGAGGAGUAUGAGACCAAGGUGCCUGUCGAGCAAAUCAAUGAGAAGGUUACCGAUAAUGCUACCAAUGGCAUCAUCUCCUCCAGCGCCACCCAGACGCCGACGCUGGCCAAGGGAUUAUCGGAUCUCUAUUACGAGUCGACCGCUCAACAAACGGUCGUCAAAUCAGAGGAUGGCACCAUUAAGCAGGAGCAAGACGUCAUGCUGACUGAAGAGUCCACGGCUUCCAAGGCUGAUACUAUGGAGGUCGAUGCUGUUACCCACGAGGCUACUCCCCAAAUCAACCAGUCCGCGCUCGCUGCAACCGAAAACUCGAUGGUCAUCCACAACGGCGAAAAGGACGGUGAAACCGACACCAAGGAGACGGCAAAUCUGAUUGUCCCUGUUCUUCAUUCCCCCUCGGAGAACCCUCUUGCUUCUGUCGACAAUUCAGAGGUUAUUCGUAGUAGCCCUGAUGCCAGCAAGCUUGCUGUUAUUCUCAAGUUCCAGCUGAGAAGCAGCAACUAUGCAACUGUUGUUCUCCGUGAGCUCAUGGGCACCUUGGAGGAGGAGGACGCCGCUGACGACGUCUCCUUUGAUGGAAACUAG
Neurospora tetrasperma FGSC 2508 is the source of this 2682-nucleotide messenger RNA. RefSeq lists its product as uncharacterized. Gene Ontology annotation, biological process: pseudouridine synthesis. The record is from RefSeq and is a predicted model, not a curated record. NCBI's taxonomy places the organism in Eukaryota, Fungi, Ascomycota, Sordariomycetes, Sordariales, Sordariaceae. The transcript is spliced from 3 exons. Gene Ontology annotation, cellular component: nucleus. Gene Ontology annotation, molecular function: pseudouridine synthase activity; RNA binding. Bases 1 to 2682 code for a protein of 893 amino acids.